Messenger RNA from Pelagomonas calceolata, 1582 nucleotides. Lineage: Eukaryota; Pelagophyceae; Pelagomonadales; Pelagomonadaceae. The record is from the annotation of a GenBank genome assembly.
AGCUCCGCGGCCGACGAUUUGGGCAAACUCCCCGCGUUUCACGCAGGAAAGCCACGUUAAUUGUUUCUGGCAUACUCUAGGCAACAGCGCUUGGCUAGCCGCCCUUCGCGCAGCCGACGGGUUGGCUGGUAAUUAAGGGCUCACUACCCCAGCACUGCGAGGUUGCAAGCCGUCGACGCGGCAGCCUAAAAAAGCAACCAUGGCCCCACUCAGCAACCGCCGCGACUCGUUAUUGGGCCCGAAGCCGGACCCGGGAGUAAAAGCGAGCUACGCGCAGAUGCUCUCGUUAGCAUUGAUGCUCUCGUUGGGCGUGGGUCUCAUGGCGCUCCCGAACGAGAUAUCGAACACGGGGACGGUGCCCUAUGCCAUUUUAUUUGUUUGUGUAGUCUCAGGAAUGAAUUGGUCCAUGCUCGCCCUACUAAGAGCAAAAGCGGCUGUGGAAGAACGUGGCAUAAAAGUACAAAGCUACAGGGAUUUGGGGUAUGAUUUCCUGGGAGGGGACCACGGGUCGCGAGCGGUGGACUGGUGCGUGGUGGGUUUCCAGUUCGGCGUCUGCGCGUCCUACUUUUCCUUUAUGACGAGUACCUUACAUACGUUGUGGCCCCAUGGACCUUCCGAAACUUCAUUUACCGUUGUUUUAGUACCGAUCGUCGGCGUGCCCUGCGCGCUCAAACAUCUAAAAGAUCUAGGAACAGUGGCCCAGGUCGCCACUGUGACAUAUGCGUUCUCAUUAUGUACCGUUGGUUUUUAUGCUAUACACCGGUUAGUCGUAAAAGGCCACGUCUACAACACGCAGCCCUUCUCGGGCAGUCCUUGGGGUCUCAUAGGACUACUGGGAAGUUUAUGCUAUGCCUUCGAGGGGAUCCCGUCGACGCUCUGCCAGAUGAGCAACGCAUUAGCCGAACCGGAACGCGCACCGGAGCUAGUCACGACAUCAUUAGUCGGUCUCGCAAUAAUCUUCACGGCGACGGGCUACGUCUGCAACUUUGCGUAUCAAGAUCCUGCCAAUCCGAUUACGGUCUCGUUAAUUGACGAGUUCGGGAUUAGCGGUUUGCCGGCAGCAGCGAACUGGCUCGUCGUCAUCUCGGUAGCUCUCAAGUUUCCCAUGCAGUUCUUCCCCAUGGCGCAACAGUUAGAGCAUGCUUUAGAGAUCGAUCGGUACGUUUGUAAACGUGAUGAUGAGGAGUCGACGAGGUUGUUACCGUCGGAACAGACAUUUAUUGGCGAGCGAGAUGGAGAUAGGUGGUCGGUAGCGUUCCGGGCCAUGUUGGUCGUGCUGGCGGCGUUGACAGCGUUGGUCGUAAAUGAUUUGACCACCAUAAUCAACGUGGUGGGGAUCGUCUUCGGCCCGUCGCUGGGCUUCAUCUUCCCCUGCUACUUCGACCUGAUCUGUGUUAGGAGAAGGGCCUACGAUCGCACGAAGCUGGAAGUGGCCAUAUCGAUCGUCGUCCUAUGCGUGGCGGUCGCGGCGACGUUCCUCGGUUUCGGGCAGCAGGUCGUGGGCCUCGUGCGAGCUUAUAUUAAUGGGUCGGACGACGACCGGCGAUAGCUCUAGUGUUUUCUCGUAAUCAAUCGUUUUGUG